Molecule: messenger RNA, 864 nt
Organism: Ogataea polymorpha
Lineage: Eukaryota; Fungi; Ascomycota; Pichiomycetes; Pichiales; Pichiaceae
Exons: 2
Coding region: 1-864 (287 amino acids)
Source: RefSeq, a predicted model, not a curated record
AUGACUUCUUCUAUUACACUUUGUAUACCAUCGUCAUGCAUUUCGCGCCGAAGCUGCAAAAACUUGGAACAAGCCACAUUUACGGCCUAUCAAAUAGCCAGAGCAGCUUGCACUUACAACGUUGGAGAGAUAGUUAUUCUUGAUGUGCCGGAAACCAUAGAAGCUGAAGAAUCGAAUAAGAUAAAGUUUGAGGAGAAGGGUAUUUCCGCAAGCGACUCAUCUAGGAUUCUUGCUGCUCUUCUCCAAUUCUUUACAACACCUUCAUAUCUGGUGAAAACUGUGUUUCAGGCCUCAGUGAUAGAAUACUUCAAGAUAGCCAAAAAGCUGCCCAAAAUUUCCACCCUUCCCUACAUGCAAAACGCCGCUGCUUCUUCAUUCAGAGAAGGUAUAUCGAUUCCGAAAAAAUCAGUGGUAAAGAAAACUGCUGAAGGUAAGGUGUUGAAAAAGAAAAAGCCUACCACCACCAAGUUCGUCAACAUAGGAGAUCGCAAAAUGCUGGAAUUGGAGGAGGAAAUACCCAUCAAUACAAGAGUCACUGUGAACAUGAAGACCAAACGAGUGGUAUCCCCUGAUGAUGCUUAUGGAAAAGCAGGAGCUUUAAGGACUUUCGGGUAUCACGUUCGGGUGGCCACAAAGCUUAGUAGCGUAUUUACCGAGCCAGGAUACACCGAGGGAUAUGAUAGAUGCAUAUAUGUGAGCAGUGGCGAUUACUUUUCUAAUGAGCAGCCUGCAACUGAACUCCCGAGCUACCAGAAAGAAACAGAUAAAAGACUGUUGUUGGUUGUGGCCAAAUGGAACGACAUUAAUAAAGCAUUCAAAUCUGAAACCAUUGAAGGGGUAAAUUCCACUGGGCACAAGAAUUGA